AUCUGUGAGAGUCGACAGUGAAAAGAGCUAAAGAGAGAGCAACAUCGAGGGUCCCCAGAUAAAGUAAAGAAAAGGGUUCUUACAGAUGAAUAAAGUAGUAGCAGGAAGGAGCAAAUCCAAAGUAAAUAAGAAAAUAAUAAGACGAAAAUGGUGGGAAUUGGAAUCUUUUCUUCAUGAUCUUCUUCCACUCACCACUGUACCACCCUUACUACUAGCUCAGGCGUAGCCUUCUCCUCCUUUUUAUGGUCUUUGCUCAGCAGCUUUGUCUUUUCAUCAAUCUUUUCCUACCUUAGCCUUAGCUAGCUCUCUCACUCCAGAAGAGAACAAAUUUGCUCAGAUGAACAAUACUAGUAUCGCUAUGGGAUUUUCACGUGGAAGUCAUUAUUAUGAUGGAGAAGAACCUGAAGUUCCACUGAUAAAUGAAACAAAGAGGUGUGCUGCUAUGGACGUUCAAAUUCAUAAUGAGCUUCAUGAAGGUCAAGUAGACCUAUUCGACUUUGAGUUCUGGCCAAUCGAACAUCCUUCGGAGCCGCCGGAUGAGGAUCACCCUCUGAAAUGCCCAAUGCCGGACUCUUCUGUCAUCAAUGAUGGAGGAACAGCAAGGGUUUCUGAGAGCAACUACAACAGCUCUUUGCCGCGUAAGAGAACAGAAGUGUCUUCUCCUGGUUUUACGGAUGAGAUGGUAGAUCAGCCUCCUGUUCCCGUUUCUGUUCCGGUGAGAGCAGUGAGGAAGAGGCAUCACACUCUAACCCGCGGCGGGGGUGACCAUAUCAUAUCCCCUCUGAGGAGAAUGCCGCCUCAUCCGCCUCGCCCUCUGCCUGCUCAGAGCAUCACCGUCUUUCAAAUGCUGCAGCAGCUGGACAAGUCUUGAUCGGAAAUGGUUCAUGUCAUUCACUUGUCUAGCUCUUUUUUUAAGUCUAGACAUAGAAAACCAAAAUGCAGUACGAACUCUUUAUUGCCUGUUUUUGAAUCUG
Molecule: messenger RNA, 974 nt
Organism: Argentina anserina (silverweed cinquefoil)
Lineage: Eukaryota; Viridiplantae; Streptophyta; Magnoliopsida; Rosales; Rosaceae
Exons: 3
Coding region: 338-871 (177 amino acids)
Source: RefSeq, a predicted model, not a curated record